This is a messenger RNA of Acanthosepion pharaonis, 876 nucleotides long. The record is from the annotation of a GenBank genome assembly. Lineage: Eukaryota; Metazoa; Mollusca; Cephalopoda; Sepiida; Sepiidae.
AUGCUUCUCUCUUUUAUGUCUUCUCUCUUUAUGUGUGUUCUCUUCUUAUGUGUGCUUCUCUUUUUGUGUGCUUCUCUCUUUUAUGUGUGCUUCUCUCUUUUUAUGUGUGCUUCUCUCUUAUUAUGUGCAAUUCUCUUUUAUGUCUUCUCUAUUUUAUUUCUUUUAUUCUCUUUUAUGUCGUGUGCUUCUCUCUUUUAUAGUGUGCUUCUCUCUUUUAUGUGUUCUCUCUUUUUAUGUGUGCUUCUCUCUUUUAUGUGUGCUUCUCUCUUUUAUGUGUGCUUCUCUCUUAUUUUAUGUGCUUCUCUUUUUAUGUGUGAACUUCUCUUUUAUACGUGUGCUUCUCUCUUUUAUGUGUGCUUCUCUCUUAUAUGUGUGCUUCUCUCUUUUAUGUGUGCUUCUCUCUUUUAUGUGUGCUUCUCUCUUAUACGUGUGCUUCUCUCUUUUAUGUGUGCUUCUCUCUUUUAUGUGUGCUUCUCUCUUUUAUACUUCUCUUUUAUUAUGUGUGAACUUCUCUCUUUUAUGUGUGAUUCUCUCUUUUAUGUGUCUUUCUAUGUCUGUGCUUCUCUUUUAUGUGCUUCUCUCUUUUAUGUUUUUAUGUGCUUCUCUCUUUUAUGUGUGCUUCUCUCUUUUAUUAUGUGCUUCUCUCUUAUACGUGUGCUUCUUUUUUUUUAUGUGUGCUUCUCUCUUUUAUGUGUGAACUUCUCUCUUUUAUGUGUGCUUCUCUCUUUUUAUGUGUGCUUCUCUCUUUUAUGUGUGCUUCUCUCUUAUACGUGUGCUUCUCUCUUUUGCUUUAUUUUAUUCUCUCUUUUAUGUGUGAACUUCUCUCUAUACGUGUGCUUCUCUCUUUUUAUGUGUGCUUCUCUCUUUUAUGUGUGA